GCGGUGGCAAUGCUGCUGGCUGCUGCUGCCGUUACGGCCCUUGAGGUAACAGCGAUGACCCCUCGCUGCGAAACGGACAGCCGCGUUGUGAACCAGGCGGCUCGCAACGGAUCUUUCUGGGCGCUACGAAUGCUCGACUCGUGGGGUCAGCUGCCGGUGCCUGGAUUUCUGGAGGGGAACACGGCGCUGCUGGGGAACUUUGACGAGUGCCUGAAUGCCGGCGCCAAGUACUGUCUGGCCACCGUGCAUCUGCCGCAGGCUUCACUGAGAAAGCUCCUUGACGGCAACGCCCCUACAGACGACCUCCUGGCUGCGCAGAGGCAGGUGCUGGCGACCACGCCGGGCACGCUCUGCGCUGGGCGGCAUGCGUGCCCCCGUCCUGUGACCCAGCAGACGUGGUGGUCCUGCUGCAGAAGCGGGUGGCCAGCCUGCUGCCCGGUGUCCAGGCAGACGCUGUAGCAGUGGACGUGCAGCAAAGCCUCUGCAGUGUCAACGAGACGUCGCCACUGGAGCCUAAGGACUGGGC
Messenger RNA from Schistocerca piceifrons (Central American locust), 526 nucleotides. RefSeq lists its product as uncharacterized. The transcript has 3 exons. NCBI's taxonomy places the organism in Eukaryota, Metazoa, Arthropoda, Insecta, Orthoptera, Acrididae. The record is from RefSeq and is a predicted model, not a curated record. The coding region runs from base 10 to 459 and encodes 149 amino acids.